Molecule: messenger RNA, 3372 nt
Organism: Colletotrichum destructivum
Lineage: Eukaryota; Fungi; Ascomycota; Sordariomycetes; Glomerellales; Glomerellaceae
Product: Putative helicase, Zinc finger, RING-type, Zinc finger, RING/FYVE/PHD-type
Exons: 10
Coding region: 1-3372 (1123 amino acids)
Biological process (GO): DNA repair
Cellular component (GO): nucleus
Molecular function (GO): ATP-dependent chromatin remodeler activity; ATP binding
Source: RefSeq, a predicted model, not a curated record
AUGGACUUCCCUCUCAAAGGCCACAAGGGAAAGAAGGCAACCCUUCCGCCUUGGUCGUCUUACAAAUUAUUAGAAGACAAUCCCCAGAACAAUUCGCAAUCAGAAGAGCAGACCGCCUUUAACUCUCCUUCACACUCAGGAGAUCGCAAGCCCGCCAACCUUUCUUCCCAGACUGAGGAUGAACUUCUUCAACAGCAAUUCAUGAGUAUGCAUGAUUUGUACGAGCCCAGUUGCCUUCCGCCAGUGCCCAACACUAUGGAGGAAAACUCAGAUCUCUUUGUCCGUCAAGAAGUUUUCGAAAAUGACAGCACCAAGAGAGAAGAGGAAGAAGACACAGAAAUGAUCUUGGCCAGCUUGAACACUGUCGCGUCACCAGCUCAAUCAACUGCAGCCACUGAACAUUCUGCAAUUCUAACUAGAACAAUGGAUUCAGAAGUCAGCCAGAGCGAGGUGGAUGAUGAUGAAAUGCAGGAAAGCAUGGAUGACGAACUGAUGAUGGACGCUGAAGACGAUUCAGAGUACGAGGUCCAAGGACAGGCCCCAGGUACAAAGCUCGCCGGAAAGAAAAGAAAGCGGGUGGCAUUUGCUGACGACAACACCACAAAAGAUUCAGUCACACGGCAAGCUCGUACAGCCCAAGAGUACACAGCAUUUCUCAGACAAAAGGCUGACAAGAACCUGAAGAGGGACUUCAUCCGUCAGAUCCAGGCGAAGCGUAAGGCAGGUAUCACUGACAUUGAGUUACAGCCCCCCAAAGCGAAACGCCGGCGGCAGCGAAGAACGACGAAUAACCACCUCAGCGACCUAGAAGAGCUUGGUUCUAGUGCUUUGCCUGAACUUGGAGCUAUCCCGAACCCCAACCAAGCCAAGGUGUCGAGGCAAGUGAGAAUGCGGCAGAUUGCAAUGGCCACUACCGAAGGAGACAGUAACAGACACCUUGGGUCGCAGCGGGAGGACGCAAGACUGGGGAUGAAGAUCUGGGGCCGUGGGGCUAUCACUUGCGUUGGUGUCUCUGACUACUUGCUGAGGGGCAUGAAGACGCCUGUUCGAGGAUGGCAGUUACAGGCCUCGGCCCGCAUGGUCAUCAGAGAGAAUGCCACAGAGCGACCCAACGGAGGCAUCUUGGGAGACCAAAUGGGUAUGGGAAAAACCCUCACCAGUCUUCUGCUCAUAGUAGGUUGUCCCCCUCUUCCUGAGGACAUUCAAGCGGGCUGCGGUGGUACGCUGGUGGUUGUUCCCGGGCCCAAUGUCCUAAAGGAAUGGUCAGAGGCCAUCAUCAAGCAUACCAGCGACAUUCAGCCUGGAGACGUGCUGGUUUUCAAAAAGGGAUCAAACACGCUGGAGAUCAGUCAGAUCGCCCAGUACAAAAUUGUCAUCACGACAUAUCAGGAGCUCCUCAAGUAUCCAUCGGGAAAGAAGAUGGAGGCUCUGAUCACGAAGCAUGGCAAGGGAACGCAAGCGCUCCGAGCGGCCGUGAAGCAAAUCGCCGGCCCCCUGUUCGACAUCGAGUGGUACCGCGUUGUGUUUGACGAGCUUCAUACCAUCAAGAAUUCGGAGACUCAGACAUUCCUUUCCUGCUACCAGUUGAACACCAAGAGAGUCUGGGGACUCAGUGGAACUCCACUGAUCAACCAAUGCAAAGAGAUCUAUCCCUAUGUGAAGCUCGUUCGGGUAGAGGGUAUAGACACAAAGAAGGACUUCAUCCGAAUUUACAAGAAGGGACCCGAUGCCGCCAGGAAGUUGGACGCGUUGAUCAACCAGAUCACAAUCCGCCGGAACCAUGAAGACGAGUUCUUGGGAAAGCAAAUGCUGGAGGGCAUUCCCAACUUCGACGCCGAGAUCCGCUGGGUCAACCUGUCCGAGGAGGAACGACUCAUCUAUGAUGCCAUCACCGAUCACUUCAAAAGCAAGGCAUCGAUUGUCGCAAUGGCCAACAAGAGAAGAGCCAUAUCGCACCCCUAUCUGCUGGAGAAGUCGUUCCUCGAAAAGAUCGACUGCGCGACCAUCCGGACGUUGAUCGACAGACUCAAGGAAUUCGAGGGCAAGAGAUGGGUCUAUCACCAGAUCGGAAGACGUACAAGCAGAGUAGAUCCUGACACCGCCUCUGCCAACGCCGUCGCCAGCAGCAGCAGCACCAACACCCAGCAGCCCGACAGCGAUGACGAAGAGGGCCCCCCCCCUCUCACGCCCCAGGAAAUCAGCUACGCCCCGAUGGACCCUUUUGGCAAGUCCAGCUUUGGAGGCAUGUUUUCCAUGUCUCGCCUGCUCGAGGGUACGAUUGCCGAAAAAGAGAUUGUCGACAUCAAAUGCGGCAUAUGCAAGCAGAGGCAGCAAGCCGACCCUUGGCGCAUCGCUGAGUGCAACCACAUCAUCUGCGGUGCAUGCUUCUACAAGAAGAUGCUCAAACUGAAGAAAUGCCCGACGUGCAAACACUCGUUGGACAAGCUCAAAAUUGAACGGGUCCCGACCCUCAAGGCCAUGGCUCAGGGGCACGUCUCGGAGGUGACGGAGGAGUCUGGCGACGAGGAUUCGGACAACGACGAGUCCGACAACGAGGAUCCCAAAGACGAGACCUUGGUCACCAACAAUGCGACCAGCAGGCAGAAAAUUGCGGCGAAAAGCCGCAAGGUCCAGGAGAAUCGCGAGAGGAAGAGGGUCAUGCGGCGCAAGCACGGUGCCGACUACAUCAAUAACCUCCCUGUCCUCGACGACAACGACGCCAUGUUCGUCAACAUCAGCGUGAACUGGAACGGCGGCGUCCCUUGCCCCGGCACCAAGCUCACAGUCACCAAGGAGAUUAUCCUCCAGUGGCAGAUGGAGGCGCCCGAGGACAAGAUUAUCAUCUUUAUUGAGUUCAUCAAGACCGCGGUCCUGCUGGGUGUAGUCCUGAACCUCGAGGGGAUUCCGUUCGUGUACCUCAACGGCAAGCUCACCACAAAGGAGAAGAUUGAUGCGGUGGACGCGUUCAAAAAUGACCCAAAGGUCAAGAUUCUUAUUGCCUCGAUGAGAGUCGGCGGCCAGGCCCUCAACCUGACCUGCGCCAACCGGAUCAUCCAGAUCGACUCGUGGUGGAACGAGUCCGCCGGCGACCAGGCCAACGGGCGCGUCAACCGCAUGGGACAGCUGAAGCCCUCGCACGCCGUUGCUAUCAAGGCGCGCGACACCAUCGAUGAGUACAUCACGGACCUGCAAGGCCGCAAGACGCAGGAGAUAGAAUACGUCAUGCAGGACGACGGCCGCGUCACCGAGAUGCUCAGCGACUUUGAGAGGAUGGCUCUUACUGCCCCUAUCGCGUGGGACGAGACCAAGCAGCGCUUGAUCGAAGAGAUUGAGGAGGAGAACGGUCCCGAGAGUGUUCGGGGCGUUCAUUGA